AUGCUCGAUGAGAACUUGUCAUGUUUGUUAGACGAGAGCGAUGACGAAUGUGCCAGAAAAAAUGAAGUCAAGAGAAGGAAGCAAGAGCUGCGUCAGAAGGGCAGCAGUGCGACCACUGAGAGUGGUGGACAGUUCUUCCCCACGUCUGUCCUAAACUUUAACAUUCGCAACAUAAGGAAUUUGAAUAAUUUUUUUAAAAAUGCCAAUGCCGAACUCGCCAUUGGUGCACAUUAUAAGGCUGCGAUCCAGGGUACCGCUUCGCACACGUCGACUUCGCUGCCGCCAAGUGGAGAAGCCAACCAAAACGGAAACGCGCCAAACAGGAAAGAUGAACAGCUGAGGAAAAAUUCGAACAGUAAGACUUCUCUCAGUGGGAAAAAUGGAACAAUCGCAGCAGCGGACGCCGCCAAACUGGUCCACAACGAUGCAAGCAAUGAGCGAAAUGGAAGGUACGCUAUCCACUCCUUAAAUUACUUGCCAUCCCUAGAAAUUGAGAAGCAAGAAAUUGCGAAAAGGAAAAAUCUGGAGGCUUCUUCUUCCCAGGGCAGCAAAUGUAGGAAGGUAACCGAGGGGAACCCUCGUGUGGUGGAAAAUGCGAUCGAGAGGAAUGCUGUCCGUUUGAGGGAAAAGGCAUGCCUGCGCGAAGGGGAGGCGGUCAAACCGAUCGCUCCCUCGACCAAAGUGUGCGGAAAGAAGAGGUCCCCAGAAACAAACCUGUACAGUGAAGUGUUCAAAGCAGGGGAAGCGCGAAAGGAAUAUGCGGCAGAGGGAAAAGUGGCAGUGACCAAAAGUGCUGCAAAAAAAAAUGAAGAGGGAAUACUAAAGAAGCGUAACGCAAGGGUAGAAGGGACAGACCGUGCGAGUGCAUCGAUGCACGGAGAAAAGGAAGUCAACUGGUCCAAUGGAAGAAGCCCCAAUCGGGUGGUACGCUUUGUCACCAAUGAGGAUGGAAAGGACUUACCACCUCGGAUGAACAGUAAGGAGGCAACCAAGGGAAUCCAAAUUGCGAACAAGGCGAAAUGGUAUAGUAGUAGAAACUCCAAUACAGCGCCAGCGAUGGAAUCAAAUUCAACCACAUCAACUUCCUUGUUAAGUGGCGCUUCUAAGUUGAAUUCGAUAAGAUACACCUCGCAGCCAUCGGACAGAAGCAUAGAAGCAGAUCCGCUUGCUCAACAAAACAGAAUCGAAAAAAGGAAAGAGUUAAUUUUUUGCUUUUCAUUUAUAAAGUACAAUUCUUGGGUGAAGGCCCUGAAAAUCCUGAACCUGCCGUUGGAUCCCUUCCACCUGAGUAUAAACGCGCAUAGGUAUGUAACAGACGGGGGGGAGGAGCCGCCGGGGAAGCAGAAGUCAGGCCAGGAGCAGAGCGAGGACCGACAUAAGAAUCAGCAUCAGGACCAAAUGGCGUCCGCGCCUAGCCCGGACUCGCACGAACCAGGCGCAGCGGUAAGCGGCCCAAGUAGCGCCACACUGCGCAAUGGAUUAGGCAAUGGACUAAGAAAUGGACUAAGUAAUAGACUAAGCAAUAGACUGCUCAACAGGGCUGGCGGAACGGAUAGCGGCGCACCCUCCUUCCUGUACACCCACAACAUCCACAACAUUUUACGAAACAAACGAUUCGCAAACUACAGAAUCGAGAAAAUGAUGGUGAUCGUAAAGAGCAUUCGAUGCAGAAGUCACGGCUACUUCAUAGUGGCCAUGGACCCUUCUGGACAGAUGCCAGCCUCUAUACAUAAGGAGGUCCAAAAGGAAUACAAAAAACACAUAAACAUUGGUUCCACUCUAAUUCUAAAAGACGUCACAGUGUUCGAAACGAUGGAUAACUUCCCCUACCUGAUAAUAACGCUUCGAAGCCUUGUACGGGUCAUCAAGGCGGAGGAGACGAGUUACGCUGUGAAGGAUGACAUCCUCAAGAGAAUUCACGGGGGAACGCGGCUCAAGGCGUGA
Molecule: messenger RNA, 1944 nt
Organism: Plasmodium inui San Antonio 1
Lineage: Eukaryota; Apicomplexa; Aconoidasida; Haemosporida; Plasmodiidae
Exons: 1
Coding region: 1-1944 (647 amino acids)
Biological process (GO): recombinational repair
Source: RefSeq, a predicted model, not a curated record